GUCUGGUGAUUGGCUGGUUUUGCUCAUCAUUUCCCUGCUAGGAAAAGGGAAGGGCCAGUGACGCCCCCGAACCCAGCUGCAGAAGCGGCCGCCACCUCCAAUGUACAAGGUGUCUCAUCUGAGAAGAAACCUGAGCCCCAGGGAGGCGGCGCGGAGCGACCCGGGCAGGGCUGGCGGGAACCCGGAGGGAGAGCGCUGGGCAGCGCUCAAGGACCAGCGGAGCUCGGACGCAGAGGACCCUUGCGACCUGUUCCUGAGAUCCCGGCUCCACGUUCUCCUCGAAUUUUACAGAUUUUCCCCCGCGACUUAUCUCCCCAAAACGGAGCCUUUCUAUGAAGAGAAGGUGAGGGAGCUGGGGCAACCAGGACUUUCCCGGGCACCCAAGAUGCGCUCCAUUAGGAAGAGGUGGACGAUCUGCACGAUAAGUCUGCUCCUGAUCUUUUAUAAGACAAAAGAAAUAGCAAGAACUGAGGAGCACCAGGAGACGCAACUCAUCGGAGACGGUGAACUGUGUUUGAGUCGAUCCCUUGUCAAUAGUUCUGAUAAAAUCAUUCGAAAGGCUGGCUCGUCAAUCUUCCAGCACUCUGUAGAAGGUUGGAAAAUCAAUUCCUCUUUGGUCCUGGAAAUAAGGAAGAACAUUCUUCGUUUCCUAGAUGCGGAAAGAGAUGUCUCAGUGGUCAAGAGCAGUUUUAAGCCUGGUGAUGUCAUACACUAUGUGCUAGACAGGCGCAGGACAUUAAAUAUUUCUCAGGAUCUUCACAGCCUCCUACCUGAAGUCUCACCAAUGAAAAAUCGCAGAUUUAAGACCUGUGCAGUUGUUGGAAAUUCUGGCAUUCUGCUAGAUAGUGAAUGUGGAAAGGAGAUUGACAGUCACAACUUUGUAAUAAGGUGUAAUCUAGCCCCUGUGGUGGAGUUUGCUGCAGAUGUGGGAACUAAAUCCGAUUUUAUUACCAUGAACCCAUCAGUUGUACAAAGAGCAUUUGGAGGCUUUCGGAAUGAGAGUGACAGAGAAAAAUUUGUGCAUAGACUUUCCAUGCUGAAUGACAGUGUCCUUUGGAUCCCUGCUUUCAUGGUCAAAGGAGGAGAGAAGCACGUGGAGUGGGUUAAUGCAUUAAUCCUUAAGAAUAAACUGAAAGUGCGAACUGCCUAUCCAUCCUUGAGACUUAUUCAUGCUGUCAGAGGUUACUGGCUGACAAACAAAGUUCCCAUCAAAAGACCCAGCACAGGUCUCCUCAUGUAUACACUUGCCACAAGAUUCUGUGAUGAAAUUCACCUGUAUGGAUUCUGGCCAUUCCCUAAGGAUUUGAAUGGAAAAGCCGUCAAAUAUCAUUACUAUGAUGACUUAAAAUAUAGGUACUUUUCCAACGCCAGUCCUCACAGAAUGCCAUUAGAAUUCAAAACAUUGAAUGUGCUGCAUAAUAGAGGAGCUCUGAAACUAACAACAGGAAAGUGUAUAAAGCAAUAAAGCACAUUUGAAAACAUACAAACUGAAUACGCACUUCUUUUCUGAAGAUGCUUCCUAAGAUUUGAAAAUGGGAUCCAAAAUCAGACUGAGUUUCAGCAUCCACCAAGAAUCUAGAUACAAGGUGAUAGAGGACAUUUAUGAGAAAUCUGCUACCAGCUGAUGAAAUACCUGCAAAGUGCUCUAAAAAACACAUAUUUUGACUUCAAGGGUCCUAGUAAGUGCCACUUCCACUAAGAACACAGUUUGAAUGUAUAAUCAGUAGUGUUUACAAGAUCCAACAAUGCACUUGUCAUUAGUUAAUGAGGCAAAUGUGUUCAUCACUGUUGGGCUGCCAUGGCAAUGCCAAGCACAUUAAAAGAGUCGCCCAGGAAUACAACUCAGCCCUGGGGAUUAAACCAUCCUUGUCAGCAGAAAUCGAGAUGGAAAUAGUUUGAGCAGUGAAAUCCGUAAGAUGAAACAACUCAAGUAAAUGCCUUCAGUCAGGACUCUGAGUCUGAUCAUGAACUUUAUGUUUUUGUUUUUGUUGUUUUUGUUUUUGUCUUCUGGAGUCUCUUUUGGUUUGGGUAUAGGGUGUUUAGAAAUCUUUUCUGAGAUAAAUAUGAAUGAGAUAAAUAAUCUUCAAGGAAUCAUUUUUGAAGUUCUUAUAUUUUUAAAGAGCAAUCACAUGACGACUUUGUAAAAGAGUUUUAUUUUGCACAACUCUAGACCUCCAGAUUUUUUUCCAGGGGUGUAGAAGGUACCAGCUAAACUGUACCACUCAGUCAUCUUGAGCCAUUCUAAAGGAGAGAUGUUCUGUGUCAUCUGAGAUGGUAAAAUUAGCAGAAAGAAAACAAGCACUUUUGGUACCAAAGAUUGUGCUGAUGUUUCUACACAACAAACCAUUCUUCUUUCAUGAAAAUAUUGUAUUAAUAUAUUAUUAUGCUACUAAUAUGGAAGUUGUCUUUAGAGAUAUUAAAGCUUUCAAACUCAGACUUCAUCUUUAUUUGAAGGAAGAUUUCCAUAGCUUUUACAUUUCGUAAUAAUUGUGUGGAAGCAUUUUGCCCUUUAGAAUAAGUAUUAGACUGAGAGGGCUGAAAUGAGACUUCCAGUUCUUUGAUAUUCCCUUUAUUCUUCAGAUGGAAAGAUUGGCAUUCUCUUUACGUCACUGUUAAAUUUUCUUAGUGCAGAAACAACAUGAUUAGUAGAAUGUUGUCUUCAUAACAGAUGAUUAAUUUAAGAGGUUUAAUAAUGAAUCUGUGUGUCAGUAUUUGCACUUCAAGUGAAUUAAAUUGGCCAAUAUUUUCCUGUGGUUAAAUUUAUUCACAUUAUCACAUUAAUGUGUUUUCAAAGAAGCACAUGAGAUUAUUAAGAAAGUGAUUCAAAAAGUUUUAACAUGUGAUAGAAUUGACCAAUAGGCCAGUUUUCUGUUAACUUAUACUAUACUGGUAGGUAAUCCUAAUGGCAAACUGUUUAGAAAGCAGGAGUACUAUGUUCCCACUUCUACUCUUAGCCUGAAACACUUACGUGACUUACUGUUUCUUACGGAAAGCAGUCUGAGGAAAGAAGAAAUAGCAUGGGGAAUAUGUAUGUUUUGUUUCUUAGGAAAGACAGUCUGAAAAAAGAAAAAAGAAAUAGC
Mustela erminea (ermine) is the source of this 3080-nucleotide messenger RNA. It is a transcript of the gene ST8SIA4, whose product is annotated as ST8 alpha-N-acetyl-neuraminide alpha-2,8-sialyltransferase 4. Lineage: Eukaryota; Metazoa; Chordata; Mammalia; Carnivora; Mustelidae. Gene Ontology annotation, biological process: oligosaccharide metabolic process; N-glycan processing. The record is from RefSeq and is a predicted model, not a curated record. Gene Ontology annotation, molecular function: alpha-N-acetylneuraminate alpha-2,8-sialyltransferase activity.